Molecule: messenger RNA, 4214 nt
Organism: Talaromyces stipitatus ATCC 10500
Lineage: Eukaryota; Fungi; Ascomycota; Eurotiomycetes; Eurotiales; Trichocomaceae
Product: tankyrase, putative
Exons: 9
Coding region: 1-3951 (1316 amino acids)
Molecular function (GO): protein binding
Source: RefSeq, a predicted model, not a curated record
AUGUCUGCAAGUCCAAAUACCCAUCUGAAUACCCCUCUUGCUUCUGAUAUCAAUGUCAUUUGGCAAGCAGCGAUUGAUCGCUAUGAGCAAAAUAGCAUGACCAAAGUUGAUUUUCUCUCUGCGACGUCCGUGGAUGACAUAGUAAAUGCGCUUCAAGACAAAGGAACGGUAUUCCGGAAUUUUAGGCACAGUGGUUCAAAAUUUGACAAGUUCAGAACCCUUGUGACCAAUAUCAUGAAUCGCAUCAACAUCGCUUCUCCACCUAGUGCCGCAAUAUUCGUAGCUAUACGCUAUGUCAUGAGCGCAGUAGUUUCCGUAUCGGCAGACUACGAUAAGAUUAUUGAGUUUUUCGAAGACCUGGAUUCUUACCUCAGCCGGCUCAAAGUUCUUGAGGUGGAUAUAGAUAUGUCGACCCUGCCAGAACUGAAGAGUGUUCUGAUAGAAGUCCUCGUGUCAGUGUUGGAUCUUUGCGGGAUCUCCGCGAAGCAUAUUAGAAUGAAGCGAAUCGGUGAAGACGAAGAGUUGGCAUCCGCAUAUGCUCGCUUCCAUAGAGCGAUAGACCGCGAGGAGGGAGUUGUCAGAAAUGCCACACUUGUGGCGGUAAACCGGCUUCAAAAGUUAUCAGUAGAGAAUAACCGUACUUUAGUGGAGAAGACGGAACGUGUUGAGAAGCUUUUACUAAGUCUAAUUGUAUUCGCAGGCAGAGAGGCAGCCUCUGAACGUGAUAACGUUCUUGAAAAGUUGUCAACACACAGCUUUCACGAAAAGCAAAGAGACACUUUUGAAAAGCAUUCGGAGGCCACCGGACAAUGGCUGUUAGAGAGCACUGAGUUCCAGCAAUGGUUCAAUGGCAAUCAGAGUUCGGUCCUCUGGUGUUAUGGAAUCCCUGGGGCGGGAAAAAGUGUUUUCACAUCCAUUGCAGUUAAUUAUGUUAACGAUGCUACACAUGCAGCAAAAGCCGCUGUGGUAUACUUAUAUAUUGACCACAAGAAUCCAACAACACACUCCGAGUUCCAACUUCUAGCAAAUAUAUGUCGCCAGCUUGCGGAACAAAUUUAUCCCAUCCCUUCUACAGUGAGAGAUUUUCUUGAAAAGAAUGCAGUAAGGAAAAGAAACCCCAGCGAAGAUGAAUGGGUUUCGCUUAUCGUGCGUCUUUGUUCUUUGUUUGCUAAAGUUUAUCUUUUUGUUGACGCCUUGGACGAAUGCCCCGAGAGAAAUAGGCAUAAAUUUCUGCAUUCAAUGAAGAAACUCGAGGGAUCUGUCCGUUUUUUCUUUACCUCUCGUCCUCAUAUAGAUGAUCUCGCUCAUUUUACGAACCUUACCCGAGUGGAAAUUUCCGCAAGUGGAUCUGACAUAGAGACUUAUUUGGAACUUGAAAUCAUGAGCGAUACGAGAUUGUGCAAGCUUCUUGCUAAGGACUGGGGAUUGAAGGACUCUAUAAUUCAGCUUGUGAAAUCAAAUGCUGCUGGCAUGUUUCUACUUGCCUCUCUGCAGAUGGAACUCUUGCGUGGUCAUAGUAGUUUGAAGAAUGUGCGAAUAGCUAUGAAUGCGCUCACAGCAGAUGUCGGCGAGACUUACCACUCUACCAUGGAAAGAAUCAAGGGUCAAAGUCCGCAGGACUACGAGCUUGCACAAAGGGCACUUUCAUAUAUUUUUCGUGCGAUGAGGCCACUCAACGUUGAAGAACUGCGCCACAUCUUAGGUGUCGAAUUGCAAGAUACCGAGUUGGACCAAGACGCUUUUCCGGAUAAAGAUAUACUACUCGGUGUUUCCGCUGGCCUGAUCAGGGUUGAUGAGAAGAGCGGCAUCAUAGGCCUUGUCCAUCAUACUCUCCACGAAUUUUUUUCGAGACACCCCGAGGAACUUGUGUCUGAUCCUGAUAACGAGAUUGCGAAUGUUUGCCUUACAUAUCUAUCUUUCGAUGCUUUUGAGAGCGGACCGUGCUCUGACGGAGAUACAUUAUCGCAGCGCAUGCAAGAAUAUCGACUACUUGAUUACGCCGCACAUAAUUGGGGAUACCACGUCCAGAAGCAGCUCCACAAAGAAAUAGACUUGAUCUUGGCAUUUCUUGAACAAAGCAGGAAGUUAGUGUCUUUUGUCCAGAUAUUGCAUGUCACCCGGUAUCGGACCAGAGACUGGUACGAUCGUUUCCCUAGACAAUUUGGGCCUCUUCAUGCCGCGGCAUAUUGGGGUCUGGAGGAGGUUCUAGGCUAUCUGUUAGAGAAAGACUUCGAUGUUGAUGAAAAAGACAGUAAAGAAUCGACCCCACUACUUAUAGCAGCUAUGAAUGGACGAACAGAAGCGAUCCGCUUCUUGCUCGACAAGGGUGCGAACAUCAAUGCACUGAAUCACCGCGGGGAAUCAGCUCUGUAUUGGGCGGCAAGAAAUGCAUAUAGAGAAACCUCGGAGCUCCUUCUUAAGAGAGGAGCUGAUCUUAUCAAAGAUGAUGAGGGAUGGUCAGCACUGAACUGGGUGAUCCUUAACGGAGACGUUGAGCUAGCGAGAGUGUUAUUCGAUAGCAGUGUCGAUCUAGACGCUGGAGGAGAUGGGAGAAACGAAGCACUGUUUCUAGCAGCUGAAGAAGGAAAAGACGUACUCGUACAGAUGCUCCUUGAUAAUGGAGCCUACAUUAAUGCUCGGGACUGGGUGGGCAGUACAGCUUUGGAUUUUGCGUCCACAAUAGGCCACGAAGCUACUGUACGGGUCCUUUUGCGGAACAACGCCGAUAUUAACUCGAGAGACGAGUACUGCAACUCGGCUUUACACUGGGCAUUGUCCUAUGAAGGAGUUGUACAUAUAUUGGUUGAAGGAGGCGCCGAUGUCAAUGCUAAAAAUGACGAUGGGCACACUCCACUCUGCUGGUCCGCCCAGAGUGGGGCAACAUCAGUGGCAGAAAUACUGCUCAACAAUAAUGCGGAUGUCAAUUCACAGGACAUUUCUGGACUCACAGCCCUCCAUAAAGCGGCCCUAGGAGGGUAUGAGUCUAUGAUACAAUUGCUACUGAAACAUGGUGCAGAACCUAACCUCGAAGAUAAGGAUGGGUGGACCCCUUUGCAUUGUGCAGUUGUGAAAGGACAUGACACCCUAGUACAGUUACUAGAAGACAAAGUCGAACAUGGACGGACUAUUGUUGAAUCAUUAACAGCAGAAAGACAUGAUGCCAGGAAGCGAGCUGUAUUAACGAAACUCGCAGACAAAAAAGCCCAGGGAAGUACGGCACUUACUGGUCUACGCUUCGCCGCACAGGAGGGCCAAAUUGGUAGAAUACAGAGCAUGCUUGAGAAGGGUGCAGAUAUCAAUGCGAGGGAUGCUGGAGGCUGUACAGCUCUCGAAUUAGCCGUUUUCCAACAGCAAAUGGAAGCUGCUGUGCUGCUCCUCGAACACGGUGCGGAUCCGAACAAAUGCGGCUCCGAUGAUAUGCCACCGUUAUUCUAUGCUAUUAAAGGGAGAGACGAGAGGAUGGUACGUCUGCUUAUUGAACAUGGAGCAAAUGUUACCACAAGGAUCGACGACUCCACAUUGAUGCAUCUUGCAGUAGAUAUAGGAACCUUUGAAAUAGUGCAGUCACUUAUUGAUGCAGGUGGUGAUAUUCAUGCAAAGGAUAUAUCUGGACAGACAGCACUGCAUUUUGCUGCUGCGAAUGGCCAAGAAGCGAUAACGCUGAUGUUAGUCCAGGCAGGAGCUAACUUGGACGACACUGACUACCGCGGAAGAACACCACUAAUGCUCGCAACGGAGAGCCUGGAACCAGCCGUGGUGAAAUUACUCCUGGAUAACGGAGCAUCAAUUGGAAAAAGGAACCGAGAUGGUUAUAGUGCGAUUGAUAUAGCAAAUAUUUUGGAGAGCGAACCCAUCAUGGAGUUAUUACUUGAAUGUGAGUCGCACAAAAACGCUGGUAUUCAGGAGGCUUUCAAUGAGCUACGCGUUUCACGUCCUAGCGUUACAAAAUAGAAGUUAGGACUGGAAUACAGUAAUAUGUCCAUGUUAACUUGAAUCCUAAGGCCUGAGACACAUUCAGUGCAGUCGACACGCUCACUUUUCUCCCAAAUUAACUCAUGGGAAGCAGAAUAAGUUAUAGGCUCAACUAGGCAUCUGUACUUCUUUCCCUUUGCCACCACCCUUGUAUAUAAGCACUUAGAUACCCCCCUCUGUUUUGUGUUGAUCACUCAUGUUUCAUGAUACAGCGAAAUUCAAAAACAGCUUCUGCCUAGAUC